UUUUAUUGAGGCGCUUCAACUUUAAUGGCCACCCCCACGUAUUAGAUGGCAUGUCUCACACACCGUUCAGUUCUCUUUAGUGUUUGCCAAUGUUGGAGGUGUUACUGGGGUCUGGCCUGCGACAAAGGAAUAGAGCAUGGCUCAAGUAAAAGUACAGACCUCAGCUUCCCUGGCUGGUCCUGGCCUCUCUUCCGGUGUUCCUCCGGCGGCCACGGCCAGCCCAGGUCCCCUGGAUCUGCAGCCCUCUGUCAAUGGCACAGGGUCGUCCCCCACACCCGCCUGCCCCGCUCCUGCAGCUGGAUAUGGGGACGCUCCUGUGCCCGUCACACCACCAGGUUCGCCCGAGGAGAACGUGGCAAACCCUAAAGAGAAAACUCCAAUGUGUUUGGUGAAUGAGUUGGCCUGUUUCAAUAGGAUCCAGCCUCAGUACAAGCUCCUCAAUGAGAGAGGCCCUGCACACGCUAAGAUAUUCACAGUGCAGCUGACUCUUGGGGAGCAGGUCUGGGAGGCAGAGGGCACCAGCAUUAAAAAGGCCCAGCAUUCCACAGCUGCCAAAGCCCUGACUGAGAGUGUCCUCCCCAGGCCAAUGCCCCGCUCACCUAAAGUGGACAUCAACAGCAACCCAGGCAGUAUAACACCUACUGUGGAGCUGAAUGGUCUGGCUAUGAAGAGAGGAGAGCCGGCAAUCUAUAGGCCUUUGGAUCCCAAACCUUUGCCUAACUACAGAGCUUGCUACAACUUCAGAGAGAUGUUUAACCAAAGGUACCAUUGUCCUGUUCCCAAGGUCUUCUUUGUGCAGCUGUCUGUGGGGAGUCACGAGUUCGUCGGAGAGGGACGCACUCGCCAAGCUGCCAGACACAACGCUGCCAUGAAGGCCCUGCAAGCCCUCCGCAAUGAACCGAUCCCUGAAAGGCCGCAACAGGACCCUGAAGGAAAGGUGGAGAGUGAGGAAGGUGCUGACGCCAGCAAAUCAGAGAUCAGCCUGGUUUAUGAAAUUGCCCUGAAGAGGAACUUGGCUGUCAACUUUGAGGUCUUAAAGGAGAACGGACCCCCGCACAUGAAAAGCUUCCUGACCCGUGUCACCGUAGGGGAGUUCUCUGCCGAGGGCGAGGGUAACAGCAAAAAGCUGUCCAAGAAGCGUGCCGCUCUGUCUAUUCUGCAGGACUUGAAGAAGCUUCCCUUCAUUCCGGCUGUGGAGAAACCCAAAACACACUAUAAGAAACGCACCAAGACCAUCCUCAAGACUGGACCUGACUAUGGUCAGGGCAUGAACCCUAUCAGCCGCCUGGCCCAGAUCCAACAGGCCAAGAAAGAGAAAGAGCCUGAGUAUUUGUUGCUUUCCGAGAGAGGGAUGCCCCGACGCAGGGAGUUCAUCAUGCAGGUAAAGGUCAGCAACGAGGUUGCCACAGGAACAGGGCCGAACAAGAAAGUGGCCAAACGAAAUGCUGCUGAAGCAAUGUUGCUGCAGCUCGGAUACAAAGCGUCUAUCGUCCCUCAAAGUCCCACUGAGAUGGACAACAAAGGCUGGAAUGAACAAAAGGCCUCUUUUACCGAAGCAACGAGUAACACCCCAAAAGGUCUUCUCCACCUCAGCCCUGACGUUUACCAGGAGAUGGAGGCCAGCAGGAAGCAGGGGGGCAGUGCCCCAGCCCCUAACAGGAGUGGUUGCGGUGUGUCCAUCAACUAUAUGGCCUCCAAAGAUGCGAAUCCCUCUGCCGCCCCGCUACCACCUGGACACACUCCUUCAUACUACAGCGCUCCAUCCUCCUCUUCUGGGCCGACAACCACCAUGGCCAGAGAUCUGCUGCUAAACGGUCAGUCGCCGACCGUCGACCCUCCUGCGCCGCCAUUGAAGGGGAAUAGUCCGCCCUUAGCCUGUGGUGGCUCCGUGCAACCUGCGCAGCAGCUGGAGUACCUGGCUCGCAUUCAGGGCUUCCAGGUGCAGUACAAUGAUGUGCAGAAUGACAAGGACUUUGCGACCUAUCUGACCCUCUCCCCUGUGCAGAUGACUUUCCACGGCACUGGGAGCACCCUACAAGCUAGCCAUGACCAGGCUGCUCUAAGUGCCUUGAAACAGCUGUCGGAGCAGGGACUAGAUCCGGUGGACAGCGCCGUCAAGGUACGGCGCAUCACACCGCCUUCAUUCAGCGUUGAUGAUCUGUCCAUUCAUGGCAAAUCCAGUGAGAGCACAGAAACCUGCGGGAGGGAAGAGGGACAUUAAACCGACUAACUCAGGCACCGCCACUUCUCAGGUCUGCACGGAUUCAAAGGCUGUCGUCCAGAGCGGACUCCCUUCUCUCCCUCGUGGGCACACAACCCCCCUAAUCACCCCUUUGCCUGAUCCCAAAGUGUAACUAACCCUGCCCCUACCUUUACCCCAUAGUAGCCACUGUACCCUGCAUCACUUGUAUCAUGCAGUAGGGUUGAUGUGCACUGUAUACAGUAAGUCCCCAUUAUCUGAAGUCUAUGUGAAGACAACACUAUCUCCACACAUUAGUGAUGAGUUCAGUCUUGGUUCAUAAAAGAAACAAAACAACAAGCAUAUGAUAUGCAUGGUACUUUAUGAAAUGAAGGGAAGUCCAACGUGAUUGUUGCCUCCAGAUCAAUAUUCGUCGGUAUAGUUAAAUCUAAUAUGUACAUCAUGCCAUUAUAAUACGAGAAAACAUUUUAGAAGAGGGAAACCAGCUUGUAUCUUAUUUGUUUUAAGGGGUAUUAUGUUCAUUUUAGUCUUUCGUUUUAUUAAUCUAACAAUGCUUGAGUACUGUAUUUAAAAUUAACCAAUGCCAGUGCUGUGAAAGUUGUAGUUGUUGUCUUCAUAUAUAGUCACCCAGCUUACCUUGUAUGCUGAUAUACUGUAAGAAAAAAAAAAAAAAAAGAGAUCAUCUAUAUCUAUAUGGAUGUGUAUGACUUUAUUCCCAAAAUUAACACAAUAAACUUGUUUUUGGUUCA
Nerophis ophidion (straightnose pipefish) is the source of this 2949-nucleotide messenger RNA. It is a transcript of the gene stau2, whose product is annotated as staufen double-stranded RNA binding protein 2. The record is from RefSeq and is a predicted model, not a curated record. The transcript has 15 exons. Lineage: Eukaryota; Metazoa; Chordata; Actinopteri; Syngnathiformes; Syngnathidae. The coding region runs from base 137 to 2221 and encodes 694 amino acids.